Messenger RNA from Pocillopora verrucosa, 951 nucleotides. Its product is annotated as microfibril-associated glycoprotein 4. Lineage: Eukaryota; Metazoa; Cnidaria; Anthozoa; Scleractinia; Pocilloporidae. The record is from RefSeq and is a predicted model, not a curated record.
GUAUCGCUAGAGGCUUUUGCCACGGCUAACUGAAGCUUCAACACCGGCUGAUCAUGGCUCGCACUGAGUCUUCCUGGAUUGUUCUGCUUUUUGCUUUCAUUACAACCAUCCCAGAUGAAACAAUGGCAAAUGCUAACUUAUCACAAGUUUCUCCUUUGAGGGAAAAAUGUCAAAAUGUAUACAACUCCAACAAUUUCUAUGCAGGACCGAACAAGAAAGUCGAAACAUUACUUCAUGAGGUUAAGAAGGAGCUCAAAGAGAUACAAAAGGAUAUCAGCCAUCUGAAGGGAAAUAGAACAAGUGUAGAAGUCUUUAGGAACUGCGCUGAACUCUACAAAGCUGGAAAGCGAGUCAGCGGUGUUUAUACAAUCGAUCCUGACAAUUCCGGUGCCUUCGAGGUCUUUUGCGACCAAAAGACAGCCGGUGGAGGAUGGACAGUGUUCCAAAAGAGACUGGACGGCUCGGUUGAUUUUUACCGCGGAUGGAACGACUACAAACGAGGCUUUGGAAAUUUAAACGGUGAGUUUUGGCUCGGACUGGACAAGAUUCAUAGGCUGACAAAAGAAAGAUGUAGACUUCACGUAGACCUUGAAGAUAUCAACGGAAAUACUGCGUAUGCCGAGUACGACUUCUUUGGUGUUGCUAGCGAGAGAAGCAAAUACAGACUGAGUCUUGGAUCAUACUCUGGAACUGCUGGUGACUCAUUUUCUUAUCACAGAGGCUCAGCAUUUUCCACCAAAGAGCGAGACAACGAUCAGAAUGGUAGCACCAACUGUGCCACACGUUGCCAAGGAGCCUGGUGGUACAAUUCCUGUUUGCGUUCCAAUCUCAAUGGUCUUUACCUACACGGCCCACACUCUACUUCAUGGGAAGGCGUAAACUGGCACAAAUGGAAAGGCCAUAGUUACUCCGUCAAACGAGCUGAGAUGAAAAUUAAACCAGUUAAUUAAA